GUGCGGUCCCCAAGAAAUCGAAGUGGGAAACAAAGAAUUAUGGGGGCACCCGGAAUAAGAGGAGAAAAAGGAGUGAAAGGUGCUAUUGGUUCACCGGGUAUUCCAGGAAUGAAAGGCGAACCGGGAGAAUUCAUUUCUGCUCCAAAAGUGACAAUUUCGUCUUCUCAUCUGACAGUGAACGAAAGCGACGCUGUUGACUUACUGUGUUCUGCAUCGGGCAACCCCACUCCGACACUGGUUUGGUACCAGAUUAACGAAACAUUACCUAGCAACCUAACGAAAGUAUCGUCUAAUGGUAUAAUGAGGAUUGCUGAAAUGCAACUUGUGGAUGCCGGGAAAUGCAAGUGCGUUGCGCAAAAUGUUCUUGGAAGAGACGAGACAUUUGCGAGUAUUAUCGUACAAAGUGAGUUUACUUAAUCGUUAAUUCAUUUUAUUGUCGUUAACGCUUUGCUAUCAUACUUUAAACAGAACACAAUUUCAAUAUGUUUUUUUUUUUUUAACUGAAAAAGCACAACCGGAUGCAAUCUUUUGCAUGCAUGAUAUUAGAAACAAAGGGAAGUUGCCUAUUGCUUCUGAUUUUAGUUUAUUAUAAAUAUUUUUGGUGCGGUCUUAAUACUUUUGUUCGAGCAUUCCAGUCCUAGUUCAAUGGUUUUCUGUUUGUGUGUUUGUUUGAUGGUUGGUUGUCCUCCUUCCCCUUACUCCCAUGCACUUGAUCCCUUUGCUUUGCGAGUCUCGUUAGCAAAUCCGAUAGGGAGAAAGUUUGUUGUUUUAUUUUUUUAAGGUCAACCCAAAGUUUCAUUACCGUUUGGGCCAUAUCACGUUACCAGUCUGUCACGUGACAGGAUUUCCCCCACCGAAAAUCAUCUGGCGUAAAUUGCACGACAAUUUCAUGCAAUCUAGAGCUUUUGUUAAACGUGGACAGUUUUCAACAAUAACCGUUCACAAAAAAGAUUCUGGUUUGUACAAAUGUCAAGCUUCAAAUCAUUUGGGAUAUGCUUUCGCUGUUACACAACUAAACGUUAUUGAACUACCCUACUUUACUGUGAGGCCGCCAGCACAGUUUGCAGUAAACGAAAACAUGACAUUAUCUAUCAGCUGCCAGGCAGAUGGCUACCCCACACCAACAGUCACGUGGUUGAAAGGGAACAGUCAGCUGCCAAGUGGAAGAUCUAUGGUCAGUGAUGAUGGAACUCUAACGAUCUGGGACACUAAAGAGAGAGACUCGGGGACUUACAACUGCGUGGGGUCGUCGGGUAAAUUUUUUCGAAAGGCAGUUGCUUCUAUGAAGCUAACUGUUAAAGGAGGUAAGGUA
This is a messenger RNA of Porites evermanni, 1312 nucleotides long. The record is from the annotation of a GenBank genome assembly. Lineage: Eukaryota; Metazoa; Cnidaria; Anthozoa; Scleractinia; Poritidae.